AUGCAACUACAGCUGCAGCACUUACCACUGCUGCACCUGCCACUACUGCAAACAACUGCUGCAACUACAACUGCUGCAACUACAACUGCUGCACCUACCACUGCUGCACCUCCAACCACUGCUGCACCUACAACUGUCGAUACAACAACUACUGCACCUGCCACGACUGCUGCAACAAGUGCUGCAACUACAACUGCAGCAACAACAACUGCCGCUGCAACAACUGCUGCACCUGCCACUACUGCUGCAUCAACUGCUGCAACUACAACUGCAGCACCAACAACUGCUGCAACUACAACUGCAGCACCUACUACAGCACCAACAACUGCUGCAUCUACAACUGCAGCACCUGCCACUACUGCUGCAACAACUGCUGCACCUACAACUGCCACCACUGCAACAACUGCUGCACCUGCCACUACUGCUGCAUCAACUGCUGCAACUACAACUGCAGCACCAACAACUGCUGCAACUACAACUGCAGCACCUGCCACUACUGCUGCAACAACUGCUGCACCUACAACUGCCACCACUGCAACAACUGCUGCAACUACAACUGCUGCACCUACCACUGCUGCACCUCCAACCACUGCUGCACCUACAACUGUCGAUACAACAAUUACUGCACCUGCCACGACUGCUGCAACAAGUGCUGCAACUACAACUGCUGCAACAACAACUGCCGCUACAACAACUACUGCACCUGCCACUACUGCUGCAACAAGUGCUGCAACUACAACUGCAGCACCUACAACUGCCGCUGCAACAACUGUUGCACCUGCCACUACUGCUGCAACACCUACAACUGCCGCUACAACAACUGUUGCACCUGCCACUACUGCUGCAAUUACAACUGCUGCACCUGCCACUACUGCAGCAACAACUGCUGCAACUACAACUGCUGCAACUACAACCGCUGCACCUACCACUGCUGCACCUCCAACCACUGCUGCACCUACAACUGUCGAUACAACAACUACUGCACCUGCCACGACUGCUGCAACAAGUGCUGCAACUACAACUGCAGCACCUGCCACUACUGCAGCAACAACUGCUGCAACAACUGCUGCAACUAUAACUGCCGCUGCAACAACUGCUACACCUGCGAUGACUGCUCCAACAAGUGUUGCCACAACAACUGCAGCACCUACAACUGCCGCUGCAACAACUGCUGCACCUGCCACUACUGCACCUGCCACUACUGCGGCAACAACUGCUGCAACUACAACUGCUGCACCUACCACUGCUGUUCCUGUGACUACUGCUGCAACAACCGCCGCAACUACAACUGUAGCGCCCACAAUUGCUGCAACUACCAUUGUUGCACCUACAACUGUCGCUACAACAACUGCUGCACCUGCCACUACUGCUGCAAUUACAACUGCUGCAACUACAACUGCAGCACCUACCACUGCUGCACCUGCCACUACUGCAAUUACAACUGCUGCAACUACAACUGCAGCACCUACCACUGCUGCACCUGUCACUACUGCUGCACCUGCCACUACUGUUGUAACAACUGCUGCACCUACCACUGCUGCACCUGCCACUACUACAGCAACAACUGCUGCAACUACAACUGCUGCACCUACCACUGCUGCACCCACCACUACUGCU
Molecule: messenger RNA, 1617 nt
Organism: Epinephelus fuscoguttatus (brown-marbled grouper)
Lineage: Eukaryota; Metazoa; Chordata; Actinopteri; Perciformes; Serranidae
Product: mucin-5AC-like
Exons: 3
Source: RefSeq, a predicted model, not a curated record